UAUAGCCCCCACGUGUCAGCUCAUCGAGUCGAAAGAUCUACCAAACCUCUGUAAGCCCGAGUGUGACUCACACUUUCCUUCAAGGCCAACUCGGAUGAACUGACUCAGCUACUUUAAUCUCAUCGCCGAUUCCAGUCCAGCUGAGUGAAUCACUGUAACUAUGUCUGUGGUUAUGAACGAUGGCUGGGGAUUAAUUAUUCAUGCGAGACCGAAAGAGGACACUGUAAGCUUGCUAAUGUGUUUAAACUGUGACAUCCGGUAGGAGUGGGGUUUGCUUGAGCUUUGAAGUGUUUUAGUCGGAUUAUAAUCUGAUAAGGAAGCCAAUGAAUUGAAUUUGUCCACAAUAACGACAUUUUCAACCAUGAAAUAGUUUGAUUCGAAGAUGGAAGAAGUUUGUCUCAAUAGUGAGCCGGUAUUCGACGAAGGCGAUGACUAUGACAUUGAGGAAGACUGUGGCAUAGUGGAACAUGACAAUGAAACUGCUGAAAGAUAUUCAAAGAAAGAACUGCUCCCACCUACUGUGGGUUUGGAGUUUGAUUCCUUUGAUGAAGCCUAUGAUUUUUACAAUGUUUAUGCCAAGGAACAAGGAUUUGGCAUCAGAGUGAGCAAUUCUUGGUUUAGGUCAAAGAGAAAGGAACGUUAUAGAGCAAAACUUAGCUGCAGUAGUGCAGGUUUCAAAAAAAAGAGUGAAGCAAACAAUCCACGGCCAGAAACAAGAACUGGUUGUCCUGCAAUGAUAGUCAUUAGGCUUGUGGACUCAAAAAGGUGGAGAAUAGUUGAAGUUGAGCUUGCACACAACCAUCCAGUAAGCCCUCAAGUUAAACGGUUUUAUAAGUCUCAUAAAAAAAUGAUUCUUGCAGCCAGAAAAGCUCAACCACCACCAGAGCCUGUUACAGAGAUGCACACUAUCAAGUUGUUUCGAACAUCUCUCAUGGACUCUGGGUGUAAUGGAUACUCAAGUGUUGAGAAUGGAGAAGGUGCAAAUCAUAUCGAUCAUUCUAAACAUCUGGAACUUAAAGAAGGAGAUGCCCAUGCAGUUUAUAACUACUUUUGUCGCAUGAAAUUGACAAAUCCGAACUUCUUUUACUUGAUGGAUCUUGAUGACGAUGGGCGCCUAAGGAACGUGUUUUGGGCUGAUGCUAGAUCCAGAGCAGCAUAUGGUUAUUUUUGUGAUACAGUUGCAAUUGACACAACAUGCUUGUCAAACAAAUAUGAGAUACCUCUGAUUUCAUUUGUUGGUGUAAACCACCAUGGACAACUGAUAUUAUUGGGCUGUGGGUUUCUUGGACAUGAGUCAGUAGAAUAUUUUGUCUGGAUGUUCAGGGCAUGGCUUAAAUGCAUGCAAGGGCAACCACCACAGGUUAUCAUUACUGACCAGUGUAAACGCUUGCAAAGUGCAGUGGCUGAGGUCUUUCCUGAAGCUCGUCAUUGUUAUUGUCUGUUGUAUAUUAUGCAGAGAGUUCCAGAAAGGUUGGGAGGGUUGACUGGAUUUGAAGCCAUCAAAAGACAAUUGAACAAAGCUGUCUAUAAUUCACUGAAAAUAGCGGAGUUUGAAACUUGUUGGUCUGACAUGAUCAGGCGAUAUGGACUUGGUGAUAAUAAAUGGCUCCAAACAUUAUACGAAGAGCGGCAACGGUGGGUUCCUGUUUAUUUAAAGGACAUAUUUUUUGCAGGAAUGAUCCCCAUCCAAGAAAAUGAGGGCUUAACUACUUUUUUUGAUGGUUAUGUACAUAAACACACAUCUUUUAAGGAAUUUGUUGAUAAGUAUGGUCUAGCCCUACACAGAAAACACCUUAAAGAAGCCAUGGCAGACCUGGAGUCCAGAAAUUCAACCUUUGAAUUGAAAACAAGAUACAAUUUUGAGGUGCAACUCUCUGAAGUAUAUACUAAAGAAGUUUUUAAGAAGUUUCAGUCUGAGGUUGAGGGGAUGUACUCUUGCUUCAACACAAGACAGGUGAGUGUUAAUGGGCCAAUAGUCACCUACAUAGUCAAAGAACGGGUAGAAGUUGAGGGAAGCGAGAAGGAAGUUAGGUAUUUUGAAGUUUUAUAUGAGACAAGCCAGGUGGAUAUCCGAUGCAUAUGUAGCUUGUUCAAUUACAAGGGCUAUUUAUGCAGGCAUGCACUGAAUGUUCUUAAUUAUAAUGGGGUGGAAGAAAUCCCUGCUCGCUACAUUCUACCGCGUUGGAGUAAAAAUUUUAAGGGCAAGUGCCCCCCAGAUCACAGUUCCAGCAGUAUUGAUGUGUAUAAUCCAAUUUACUGGCACAGUCAUCUGUAUAAACUUGCCAUUCCAAUUGUGGAAGAAGGGGCCCAAUUACAAGAUCGUUAUAAGAUUGCAUUGCAAGAAUUGGAGGACUUGUUGAACAAAUUAAAUCUUGUAGACAACUAAUGUAAAUUAUGAUGUCUAGUUAUAUGUAGAAACUAGUAGGAAAUUCAAAGUUUUUUUCACAAUUUGAGAUUGACGGUUGUUUCUUCUAUAAAUUUCUACCCUCCCUUUUAGCUA
Molecule: messenger RNA, 2500 nt
Organism: Jatropha curcas
Lineage: Eukaryota; Viridiplantae; Streptophyta; Magnoliopsida; Malpighiales; Euphorbiaceae
Product: protein FAR1-RELATED SEQUENCE 6
Biological process (GO): regulation of DNA-templated transcription
Molecular function (GO): zinc ion binding
Source: RefSeq, a predicted model, not a curated record